CGCUUACGUAACAACAUUUUACAGACCUUUCCCUACACUUUUUCUGUCACUGGAGCUGCUGCGGGUGAAGGUCGAUGGUCUGUUGUGUGGUCAAGAAGAUGUUAAGAAUCCUUGAAAUGUUAUUAGAUGAGGAUUGAUGCCUGGUAAACUGUUCCCUGCUGGUAGUAUUGUAUCCACAGAAAUGGGCUUAGUAAGGUUAGGAAAUGUUAUUCAGUGCCACCCAGGAAUCGGCUUCAUGCAAAGAGCAGCAAUGUUUGCAAACUUGAAGCAACGCAGUCAUUCAACACAAACAGUUACGAAAGAUGACCUGUCAUAUGUCCCAGCCAGUCCACCUUUUAGCCAAGAAAAUAUCAACCAAUUACAGGACUUUGUUGACAAAUCAAAGAAGCUUUUUGUCCUUACUGGCGCAGGUUUAUCAACAGAAUCUGGCAUUCCGGACUACCGCUCAGAGGGUGUAGGACUCUAUGCACGGACUAAUCACAGACCCAUGCAGUAUAAUCACUUUCUUCAAAGUGCAGAAAGACGACGGCAGUACUGGGCUCGAAAUUUUGUCGGUUGGAGGAAGUACAAGUCAUUUGUUCCCAAUUUAUCUCACACAGCUUUGAGUAGUUGGGAAAAAAUGUGUAAAAUUAAUUGGCUAGCCACUCAAAAUGUAGAUGGACUACACUUGAAAGCAGGUAGUGAAAGGGUGACGGAGCUACAUGGUAGUCUUCACAGGGUCAAAUGUUUAUCAUGCUUUAACGUCAUCAGCAGGAAUAGUCUACAGAAACAGCUGAUAAAACUGAACCCUAAUUUUGUAAUAAAGCAAGAGACUAUGGCAGGGCCUGACGGAGAUGUUCUACUUUCUCUAGAAGAUAUGAAGAACUUUGUUGUACCAGAAUGUGAAGAGUGUGGAGGUAUUCUUAAACCAAAUAUUGUUUUCUUUGGGGACAAUGUUCAGAAGACAACAGUGGCAUUCUUAAAAGAUCGUGUGAGAGAUGCUGAUGGAUUCCUGGUUGUAGGAUCAUCUUUACAGGUUUACUCAGGAUAUCGUUUUGCCCUAGAAGCAGCUGAAUGGAAGAAACCCAUAGCAAUUAUCAACAUUGGACCAACCAGAGCUGACCAUCUUGCAACACUAAAAAUUAAUGCUAAAUUGGGUGACAUACUUCCUGAAGUAGUUGUUUCAUAACAUUUAAUACUUUUAAAAUAUUGUUUUACAUUUUCAUAAUUAAAUUAUAACAUUUAAAUAUAAUUAAUUAGGCCUAAAAGAAUUAUUUGUGCAUAAUAAUUUAAGUGCAUUAAAAUUACAAUCAGGUAUAUUGUUAUUUUAGAAAGGCCUAGAUUAAUUUAAAUGAUGAUAAUAAGUGGCUAUGUCGUGCAAUGUAUUUAAUGGCCGGUCAAUUAGUAACCACUUGGCCAAAAUUCAUGGGUAAGCUAUAAAGUAUUAACAUUUUUAAACAUCAGGUGUCUCCAUAGGAAGGAUUGUCCUCCCCCCACCCCCGACAAUGAAUGUAAUAACAGAUUAUUUUAGUACAAGUUUUUUGUAAAUACUGUAUAUUUAAUAAAAGAUUGAUUGUUUUUACCAUA
Anneissia japonica is the source of this 1566-nucleotide messenger RNA. RefSeq names its product NAD-dependent protein lipoamidase sirtuin-4, mitochondrial-like. The coding region runs from base 137 to 1168 and encodes 343 amino acids. NCBI's taxonomy places the organism in Eukaryota, Metazoa, Echinodermata, Crinoidea, Comatulida, Comatulidae. The record is from RefSeq and is a predicted model, not a curated record. The transcript has 3 exons. Gene Ontology annotation, molecular function: NAD+ binding; NAD-dependent protein lysine deacetylase activity.